UUGGUUGUUAUCCGGGCCGGGUCUCGACUAGGCUCGGGACCCAGAUCUACCCUGGCCAGUCGCAGCCGGCACAACAUUUCCAGAAUCUUGGACUCCAUUGUAGGAGCUGCGAGAUAUUGUAUUGGCUACGGGCACGAUUCAGAGUGCUCGAGCGAGCGACGUGUUGUUAUAUCUGGACACGGCUGGCGUGCGCAGUGCCGUGAGCGUCACGAGCGGGAGAAGGAGAGGGAAGAUAUGGCAGCGCCCGAGUGCGAGAGGGAGGCACGCAAACGUCGCGAGCGACGCGACUCCGGCUGUGCUCAUGAGCGGAAAGAGCGAAGACCUCACAGCGAGGAGCGGACGCCGCCGCCUCCGCCCCCGCCUCCGCUACACGACUAUAACAGACUUGAGUCGGAACGUCGUGCGGAAAGACUUUCCCGCGCCCGUCGCCCGCAACUCGGCGGCAAACGUCGACGUGGCCCAGCACGUCUGCCGCGUCAACCCAAAGAGAAUGAUUACCACGAUCACGGCCACGAAGACGUUCGUAUCGCCACACCGCCGUUCUUCGACUAUGUCGUGCAACAGAAACCUGAACUAUGUGAAGAAUCCCAGCCGUCGAUGGAGGCAAUAGCAAGCGAACGUCAUGAAGAAGCCGAGUAUACUCGUCGUGAUGAGCGCAGCGAGCCUCCACGACGCGCGCAACCCAGCCCUGAUAGGAGACUUGAGAAGAUUAGCAAAAAGAUCACAGUCCUCAAGAAAAACAUCGCCAAAUACGAGAGCGAAUUCGAAGUUAAGCACGGUUACAGCAUAACUCAAGGGGAUCGUAUGACGGAUGUCCAAUUAACUCGAAUGUACGAAACUUUGAGACAGCUACAAUUGGAGAAGAGAUGUAUAAAAGCUGAUCCCGUGGAGUAUGCUCUGAAAUUACAAGCUGCGAAACAACAGAAGGAAAGAGAUGAUAAACUGAAUGUAGCUCUGAAGAGUGAUAAGCCGAUGGCUGAUGUUGUUGUGGAUAUUGAAGAGUGGGUAGAAGGCUGUAGGCAAGCGGAGGGUAGAGCGUCGAUACCAGAAUCGAGUUGGACCCCAGCGCAAUUGGCAGCGGAGAAGGCUUGUGUCCAACGAGCAUUACUCCGCCUCGAGGCAGCCCGGGGCCGGCCGCCCGCGCACUCCGCUGAAAGGGGCGCAGCCCGACAUCUAUAUGAAAGAUACAGGGCCGUCAAACGAGCACUCGCUACACAUAGACCUGAUUCGAUAAUCGGCGGUACUAACGGCGAGUUGGCUACAAUACACGAACAUGAAACAAUGUUGUUCAACACGAGCGUUGAUAGUUCCAGCGACUCACAAGACAAACCUUCGGAUACAUCACAGGAGAAUGAAGACGCUCUCCAAUCACCUCCAACACGUGAUGGCGAGGAGUUACCGUCAUCAACGUCCUCCGCGCCUUCCGCCACCAGCGAGGAGGCUCCCAACGAGGGUCUACACUGUCUCGGCCUAGAGGAGUUAGGGCGAGCACUCGCUGAAGCCAAGAUGCAGAAAUGUAUUCUUCGAAGAUGUAUUAAAGACUACGAGGUCAACUUUGAACAGCAGAACAGUAGGAAGGUUCAGAGGGACGACAAGAAAACCAAGGAAGAGGAAUAUCAGAAAUACAAGACGAUUAAAGCAAGGAUCAAGUUAUUGAACGCGUUGAUCAAUAAACAGAAAACUUCUGCUUAA
This is a messenger RNA of Danaus chrysippus (African queen), 1692 nucleotides long. The record is from the annotation of a GenBank genome assembly. NCBI's taxonomy places the organism in Eukaryota, Metazoa, Arthropoda, Insecta, Lepidoptera, Nymphalidae.